GGACCGACCCGCCGGUUCUGUUUCUGCGUCCGAACCAUCUCGAGCAGCUUCAUCAGCUGCCACUGCUAGCCUACUGCACAUCGUCUUCUUCUCCUUCGAACCCGAAGCGACCUCCGUCGAUCCGAUUCCUCCCCCGAAGCGUCGAGCAUGAACCAGCUCCAGAGCGCAAUCAGGUCGACCUUCGCUCUCCGGAGCAGGGGGGGCACCGCCGCCGCCGCCGCCGCCGCCCGAGGCCUCCCCUCGCUUCUCCGGGACGCGCCGCGGCCUUUCUCGACGGAGCCGGAGCAGCCGGCCCAGCCGGAGGACUCGUCCGCCGAUCCGUUCCUUCGGCCUCCGAACACUGGUCCUGUUUAUGCAAAGUUAUUUGGAAUGUCAAGGCACACCUUGAAGACUGAUAUUGUAAACCUGCUUGAAGGUUGUAACCUGACCCCGGAUGAUGUCAGAUUCAACUACAACCGGAUGUUUGUCCCCAUGGGAAUGAUGGUGCAAUUUCCGUCUCGGUUUCAAUUUGAUCAGGCUUUUAAGGUGAUUGGUAGGAAGGGUCGCUUGUACAAAUUGGAGAGGGCUGAUCGUUCGCAGUGGGAUCUUCUCAUGAAUUAUGAUGGGAAAACGCUUUUACUGCAAGGAAUCCCUUUCUCUGCUAAUCCAAAUGAUGUGGAACGGUUUAUGUCCGGAUGUCAAUAUGAUGCAUCCUCCAUUCAGAUGAUGGUCAGGCCAGCAAACCCGGAUCCAAUCAAGAUGGCGACUGUGAACUUCCCCUCGCAGAUUCAAGCAAUGAAUGCGUUCAUCACCAAGAAUAGAGGUUUCUGCCAAAAUAGUCAGGUUUUGUUGCGAGUUCUGCAGUAAAGGAGCUUCUCUUCAUGUUCCCUUUUCCGAUCCAUCCACAAUGGUUUUAGAUAUAGUCUGAGGAACUGGGGUAUCAAAAAUGUUGUUUUUUCUUUUCGGCUCUUCUUUUCUUUGGUUAGGAGCUUUUUCAGCCAUUUAUCCUCGAGAACGUCCAUUCAAGCUGGCCGUUUUAAUGAGAUUCAGGUUCCAUUGGCCCCUCCUAUUGUGGAAGUUUUUUUUUCGUCUGUCAGAAAAAUUGUUACCAUUAUCCCCCUCUCCCCUCCUUUCUCUUUUUUUUUUUAUUCUUCUCACUUCUUUUUAUCAUCUUUGAAGUCCUCUUCCUUUGGAUUAUGAGCUGUACUUCAUGCGGUGGAAAUUCCCCCACUGUUUGGAGAUAAAUGGCCAGUGAUGCCACAUGGUUUAUCCGAUAGCAUGAUUUGUUA
Eucalyptus grandis is the source of this 1268-nucleotide messenger RNA. RefSeq lists its product as hypothetical. The coding region runs from base 148 to 846 and encodes 232 amino acids. Lineage: Eukaryota; Viridiplantae; Streptophyta; Magnoliopsida; Myrtales; Myrtaceae. Gene Ontology annotation, molecular function: nucleic acid binding. The transcript is spliced from 6 exons. The record is from RefSeq and is a predicted model, not a curated record.